AUGACGCAACAGCCGCCCUCUGCUUCCUCUUCAACAUCCGGCUUCUUCCAAGCUCUUCCGGUACUUUCACCGCAAUACACAAAUCUCAAAUCACUUCCAGAAUCUCUCCGAGGUCAAUAUUCAAGCGACAUAGAAGCGUCGGACGACAAGGUCAUCGCGCGAAUAUCAGAUCUCUACUUGCCAUACGACGCGACAGAAGCUACCAAGCAUAUUCAUCAUUUAGCACGCCUAGCACUCAAUCCAUCCGUCUUGAAGUACGCUACGGAUGCAGAGACGAACCACCCGGUACUGCGGCCGCUUUCUACUUUCGGCGCGGAAAACACGAACGAUCCCCUGUGGACGACGUCUGGAUGGCAGAAGUUGAAGGAGAUCGGGUAUCGAGAGGGUGUCGUGUCUGUAGCCUAUGAUGAGUCCCACACCAGUUUCAACAGACGUGUGCAGCAGUUUGUCGGAAACCAUGUAUGGAGCUCGACUGGUACGAUGACCGGAUGCCCUCAAAGCAUGACUGACGGCGCUGCGACGUUAUUGAGCAAGCACAAUAGCGAUUCAGAUGGCGACCAACCAGGCCGCAGCGACGUACUGAGGGAAGCAUACGAACGAUUAUGCAGUCGCGACCCAGAUGUGGCUUGGACAAGCGGACAAUGGAUGACCGAGCGAUCUGGCGGCAGCGAUGUGUCUGGUACGGAAACACUUGCUAGACGCAUGACCCCUCAGGAAAUCGCUGCCGAGGCGAGAGACGGAAGAGAUCGCGAUGCGGUUGGUAUGCAAUUGGGCCCUUGGAAGAUACACGGCUUCAAGUGGUUUAGUAGCGCAACAGACUCUGAGAUGGUCGUGCUCCUUGCACGUACAGACAAAGGUGGGCUAUCGGCGUUUUACAUGCCCGUGCGCCGACGUGUAGGUGCGCAGUCGGCGAAUUGCAAUAUCCUAAACGAAAAAGCACUGCCUCGAACCGAACUUAACGGCGUUCGCAUCCAGCGCCUUAAGAACAAGCUGGGGACAAAAUCGUUGCCGACUGCUGAGCUCGAGCUCAAUGGCGCACGCGGCUGGCUUAUCGGCACCGAAGGUCAGGGUGUAAAGGAAAUCUCCGCUAUUCUCAACAUCACGCGCUUACACACGGCUGGCGGCAGCGUUGCGAACUGGGGACGUGGUUUGGCUAUCUGCCGUGCAUAUAGUAAGGUACGCAAAGUUCGUGGCGGACUACUCCAGGAUACCCCAGCACAUCUGGCGUGGAUGGCCGAAGAGACAACCAAGUACUGGGCUAGUGCGCACUUCACGUAUCUUGGUGUCGCCCUGCAGGGCGCUUUGGAACAGAAUUGGGAUGAAAUGGUCGCAAACACGAAGGUCACGCAUUUGAUCCCAAACAACAAGACCACGGUUGCGGCUUUGUUAAGACUAUUGCUGCCUGUGAUGAAGGCUCAAGUUAGCGUGGCAUCCGUUGAUGGCCUGCGGCAGUGCAUGGAGUGCCUCGGUGGUGUCGGGUACUGCGAGAAUAACGAAGACGGUGGCUUGAUGAAUAUUGCGAAAAUCUAUCGCGACAAUCUCGUUAACCCAAUAUGGGAAGGGACAGUCAGCGUUAUGGCAGAAGAUGUCGUUCGAGUGCUUACCGACAAACGACUGGGAGACGGCGAUAUCUUGACAAACAUUUUCGUACCAUGGGUCAAAGGCGUGCUCAGUCGAUGUUCUUCUACUUUUCAAGAGGAAGUUUCACUUGUUGAGGAGAGACUCCAAGCUUUAAAAGAUCUUAUUCACAAUGCUCAGAAAGAAGAGCUGUUAUACCAUGGACGAGAGAUUUUGGAACACCUCGACGUCAUUGUUGGCAGCGCCGUGCUGGUGUACGACGCGCAAGCCAAUCCGGAUGCUGUCGCACGAGAAAUCGCAGUACGGUGGAUUCGCAUGAAAGCACUCUCCGCGCACAAGCACAAGCGCUCUCAGGAUUGGAAGGUCUCAUCAUUCAUGGAUAAGCGUAUCUUUCUUGGAACACCGGACGUAGAUGGAAGUGUGUCGGCGAAACUCUAA
This is a messenger RNA of Alternaria atra, 2016 nucleotides long. RefSeq lists its product as uncharacterized. Gene Ontology annotation, molecular function: oxidoreductase activity, acting on the CH-CH group of donors. The coding region runs from base 1 to 2016 and encodes 671 amino acids. The record is from RefSeq and is a predicted model, not a curated record. NCBI's taxonomy places the organism in Eukaryota, Fungi, Ascomycota, Dothideomycetes, Pleosporales, Pleosporaceae. The transcript has a single exon.